AUGAAAGCAAGUAUUAGGCUUUUCUCUACAUUUCUUCUUACUCUGCCCAAAAAAAGCCAAUCUUCAUUGUUUGCAGGUUAAAAUGAUUUUGGUAAAUGAUGAAGAAUUAAUUAAGUUUUUAACUAAAAUAAAUUAAUUGAUAUCAAUUGUUAUAAAGUUAAAAAUUCUGCUCAUUCGCAAAAUAAAACGAUUAUCCUAGGAUUAUUAAUUAUGCAAUGCUAGUUUUUUGAAGGGGAUUUAGCUUCGCUUUUUCUAUUACAAGCAAAAUCCCAAGUUUUAUCGAUCCUUCUUUUCUUUCUCCAUUAAAACUCGUCCAAGAAGAACUUCAAAUUGACUACAUUAUUGAUGCUAAAAGCGACUUUGAUGAAAUCUCAAAGCAAUUUCUCACAGAACUUCUAGAAAAUUCCAUUCAAGUUGUAUCCUACCUUCUUCAAGAUGCUCAAGCAACUAUAUCGCCAUCUGCAUCCAACAGCUCAUUUUGUCCUGAAAUUGAAUGAAUAGCCUAUUCAGAGAAUUUUCAUUCAGAUAUCAUUUUGCUUAUUGCAAAUGAUAAAAAAUCAAGAUAUCCGUUAAGUUUUGAAGACUGCUCUUCAGAUCUUUAUCCUGCAAAACUUGGGCUUAUAAAGGUAAACAUGCCUCUACUUCUUGCCGAAAAUGACAUCUCAACAAUUUAUACAAUAGUUGAGAGCUUAUCAAAGGCUUACCUUGGAAAUGCUGAAAUUCUUGAGAAGCUUGAUGAGAUAUUUAAUUCAAACUUGGGUGCUUCUUGCACUAUAGCAUGCAAAGUUUGCAAUACCAAUACAGGUUCAUGUGUUACAUGCUAAUCCAUUAUAAAUUAAUAAAAGCAUCUAAAUGGUUAGUCAAAACUCUGUAUUCUUAUAAUAUAAUAAAAUUUAAGGUCAAUUAUAGAACAUUUUAUUCUAUGCAAUAGAUAUAUGACUCUGCUCAUAUGAAAAUAAAAAAUGGGGUUUGUUAUUGCUCUGACCCGAACGCAAUAUAUUUCUCCCCAACAAACUCUUGUGUAUGCAAGAAUGGCUACUAUUUAAAUAGCACAAGCUUGUGUACACCAUGUCCUGCAAUUUGUGCCUCUUGCUCAAGCUCAACAAACUGCUUAUCCUGCAUAAACCCUACCCAAAUGACUCUUUAUAAUAACUGAUGCUAUUGCUCAUUUCCUGAAGGAUCAGUCUUUAAUUCUACUUUAAAUAUUUGUAAUUGUCCCGAUGGUACAUGGACUUAUGGAGAUGCAUGCCAAGCAUGCAAUGCAACUUGCAGCUCUUGCAUUAAUCUGGAUACUUGCACAUCAUGCAGUGAUUUUGGAAUAAUAAAAAAGUGUAAAUUAUUGGCAUUUUUAAAAAAUUUUGAAAGCUAAAUUUAAAAUAACGAAUAAACUCCCUCCCUCCGUGAGCGAACAAAAAAAUUUUGUUCGCUCACAGACUUUUUUUUUUUAAAUUUAUAUAUAUAAAUUUUUGUGCUGAUUUUUUUCAAGAUUUAAAAAAUUUCAAUUCAUAAAAUUUAAUUUAAUUUGCAAUUUUUAUAAGACUUAAUAAUUUAGUUAUCUAUUAUUAUUAUUUUUUGCAAAGUAGGCAAGGCGAUUUAUAAAUUUGUCGAAAUAAUCCUUUUCCACUAAUCCGUGAUUCUGCUAAUAUGAAUUUAAUUGGAGGAAUUUGCAGCUGCAAAGAUCCAAAUGCCAUUUUUAACGAAACAUUAGGACUCUGUAAAUGUGAAGAAGGAUAUUACAUGGAAAAUGCAAUUUGUAAUGCAUGUCAACCACCAUGUGAAACAUGCAGCAAUGCAACUUUUUGCAAUUCGUGCAUCAUAUCAAGCAUGCCUUUAAUUGGUGGCAACUGCACUUGUCCUGCAAAUACUACAUUCAGCAAAUCUGAAGACAGCUGUGUUUGCGAUAUUGGAAUGUUUUUAAAUAGUGACCAAGUUUGUGAGCCUUGUCUACCAGAAUGUGCUACUUGCAAUAAUGCAACAUCAUGCUUAACUUGUAUUGACCCAGAUUUUAUGACAAUUGAAAAUGGCAUUUGCUAUUGCAAUUCUCAGGGAAGCUUUAAUACAACUACUCGAGAGUGUACUUGUCCUGCUGGACAGUUUGGGUUUAUCCUCGACUUCUUAAUCAGGUGCAACAGUCUCCUUUGCCUUCAGGCUUUAAUCUUGAGGGUUGGCUUAUGCAUUUCUGCCACCCCGCAAUAGGUAUGGAGAAGCUUAGCUCAAAUAAUUAUUUACUUGAGGUCUAGCAAAUGUCAUUUAUUUUCUUCAUCAGCUACAGAAAAGUUUUCUCUUUAUGGAAAGCCAAAACCGGUUUUCGGUAGAUGCGACACCCAAGGGUUUAUAGAGCAUUGCUUAAAGAUCUCCGUUUUAGACACAGUAAAGGAUUAUGUCCUAAUAUAUUUACUAAGGUUUCUCUUUAUUUCAGCAUGCAGCUUGAAAUCCAUUUACUUCUCCGAGGCCUUGUAGCUAUAGUUAUUAUACCAAAAGUGAGAGCUAACAAGUGCUACCAUUUUAAUUUAUAGAUAUUUGAACAGUUUAGAGAGAAGGUUCAACUUGUGCUUCAUGUUCUAAUACUGGGUGUGCUGCCUGCAAAAACGCAACAUAUUGUAUAUCUUAAUACCAUAAUGAUAAAAUGGCGAUGCAUGCGAAAUUCACUAGCGAAAUUUCCUCUUUUAUCAUUAUGAGGUUCAGCUUUCCCAGAAUCCUUAUCCAGCUAGAAGGUAAGCUAAUGGGAGUGCUGGGCAACCUUCUGGCCUCAUCUUUGGGUACUUGAAAGAUUAGGGUUUAAUCCACCAGCACACCUGAGGAAGUUCCUUUAGGUGGGAAUUCUUUCAGGAGCUGAGUAACGCCCAUAAGCAAGCAUCUAGUAAGAAGUGCAGCAAGGCUGGUGGUGCCACUUGUUUAGCAGGCGGUGCUGAAAUAAGCCAAAAUAAGAGCAGAAUCGCCCGCUGACGUCACUAGUUUGACAAUAUCCCUAUUUUAGGGGACAGAACCAGAAACUAUCGGCAUUAGAUAAUAAAUAAGUAAGCGUAUCUUGCUACACUACAUCUUAUGGUGGGUAUUUUAAUUAUGAACUGGUAAACGGUAGUCUCAUUUUUUUAAGUAUCAUUCGCUUCAACCAAGGUAUGCCAAAAUAAAAAUAAAAGAUAUUUAUAGAACAAGAUCUUAAUAAAUUACAGUAGAUAAGUAUGCCAUUUCUUAUAAAUAACUAAAUAAAAAAAAUUAAUUAGAGAUGCGAGCAUUACUCAAGUAUACUACAUUUAGCAAAACAUAAACCCCACCCCUGAUCUAACAUAAACCCCUUCAAUGCCAUACUACCUAUGUUCGAUAAUAAGAAAUAUAAGAGAUACUGUAGCAUUUUCACUCCUUCGCUAUUAAAACGCAAUUUAUAGUAUACUAAUUGACCAAGAAUAGCCCACUAAGGAGCCAUUCUUGGUCUGCCAGAAAAAUUUUGACAAAAGAUCCUAAUCUGCCAUUACCACUUGAGUUUUGGUGUUUUCCAAAUUUUUUGGGCAAGCCAAACGCAAUAAAAAAAAUUGUUCUUUUGCGAUGAUGCAUUUGGCUUGUCAAAAAAAUUUGGUAACAUCAAAACUCAGUGGUAAUGGCAGAAAAGAUCCUAAUCUGCCAUUACCACUUGAGUUUUGGUGUUUCCAAAUUAUUUUGACAAGCCAAAUGCAUCAUCGCAAAAGAUCAAUUUUUUUUAUUGCGUUUGGCUUGCCCAAAAAUUUGGAAACACCAAAACUCAAGUGGUAAUGGCAGAUUAGGAUCUUUUGUCAAAAUUUUUCUGGCAGACCAAGAAUGGCUCCUUAGUGGGCUAUUCUUGGUCAAUUAGAAUAUGUUUAUACACAUAUUUAAUACUUCACUUCAUAUCCCUACUAUAUACAAAAUUUUUAUUUGACUAUCAAAUUAAACUCAUAUUUUUGGAUUUAAUUUAAAUGAGAUAUAUCAUUUUUUUAUAUAUACAAUAACUAUUUGGGUAAAUUAAAUUUGUUAAAAAUCAAUUAGUUUAACGAAGUCGAUUCUAAACAUUGUAUUUGUCUAUGAAACAUAAUUAUGCUUGAAUUGAUUUAUUUGUUUCUAUCCAUUUUAAAGAAGAAUUUACUGUAUUCAUACUUAAAAUGCAUUAAUUAAGUUAUAUUCAGCGUAUUUUUCUAUUAACUCCUUUAUUUAUUACUCUAAAAAAUUUUACGAUAUAAAAAUUUUAUUCAUAGUAGGGAUAUGAAAUAAAGUAUUGUGCAAGCAUGCUAUAAACCACAUUUUAAUAAUUUGGAGGAAAAAUACUGCAAUAUAUCUUGCAUUCUUAUUAUUAAGACUAGGUAGUUUGGUAUUGAGAAGGCAGGCGGAGUUUAUGUUUGGCCAUAUAUUCGCUGCACGUUCCGUAAAAUAAAAGCAUUUCUUCAUUAAAAGCAAAUUUAUUCUACAGCUGGCUAAUCAUCAUUCCUUUGUAUUUGGAUAUCUUUUAAACUUUACAUUUAGAGGUCGAGUGACCAUUUAUGGCGGAACCAAAGCUCACUGCAUGGACUUAAGGCCGUUAUUACCCAACACUAGUUAUAGCAAGGCGAUUUUUAUAUUAAGCAUCACGCCCGUUAUCUUGAACAAAACACUUUGCUUCGACGCAAUUACUCCCAAUUACCUUUAAAUCUUCUCUGUAGAAUUGCUUCCAUCUUGCUUUAGACGAUUCAUCUCUCGGCCAGCUUGAGCAACGCAAAGAUUCGAGCAGCCUGCACAACUCAGUCUUCGUUCAACUCGCUUUGAUGCCAAUCCACCUCUUCAGCCAUCCUAUCCAUGAGCCAAGGCCUGUUAGCCCAUGGAAAGGCUUGGCAUUAGUAAAACACCUAAAGUUAGUGGGUAGAAAUAAACUUAAAUAAAAGUAGCUUAAGGUCAAUAAGUUAAUUUCAUCUUUGGCUCACAUUUUUCUUUAUAUUUGGACAUCAAAUAUAAAUUAUUAUUUUUAUUUAUUUUUGUAUAAUUAGCAUCUUUAUUCAACUUUAACCUUUUGAAAUAAAAAUCACUAAAUUGUAUAGAAGUAAUAGCAUGGCUUCUUAUUUUCUAUAUAGAGUCCAUAAAUAGCUGUGACUAGAUUUGAACAUUGCGGCAUAUAUUUCUGUGAGAAUAUUGCUUCCCAAAUAAAAAAGGAAUGCGAUUUUUAUGACUUCAUUUUCUUAUCUAGCCAGCAGCUAGAAUAGGUUUACUUUUAAUAAUUAAUGCUUUGAUUUUAAGGAAAAUAUAGUAAAUAUGGGAUAUGAAUAAUAUUCUUCACCUCUAAUUUAUUUGUUUAUAUUUACAAAAAAUGACAAAUUUGGUCUGUUGUGAUUUUAUCGAGAUUUUUAUUCUAUAAAAAUACUUCGUUUUAUUUUAAGAAUUUUGAACUGUUUAUUGCUUUUUUAAAGAGCCUAAACGGUGUUUGCGAAUGCUCAGUCCCUAAUUCCGUUCCACAAGGAUAUAUGGGCUGUUAUUGCUCUCAAGGUUAUUAUUAUUAUUAUAUGAAUGGAAAUAAAUGUACUGCUUGUCCAGCUACAUGCCAAUCAUGUUACUAUGACCCAGGCAAUCCGACAAAUAAUUUUAUAACUUGUAACAGUUGCAUUUAUCCAGGCAUGACUUAUACCAAUAGUCGCUUAUGCCAAUGCCCCAGCAAUUCUUAUUUCGUCACUCAAUCUAAGUCUUGCCAGUGUAAUGGAGGCUAUUAUAAGUAUGUUUACCCGCCGUGUACCCCCUGCUCUUUGCCUUGUAGGAACUGUAAUUCUCCUACGAAUUGCACUUCUUGUGCUCUUCCAAACCAAAUGACUUUAUCAAAUAAUUAUUGUACUUGCACCUCGCCAAGCAACUCUGUCUAUAAUUCAACUAUGAAUCAAUGCACUUGCCCAGACCAGACAUAUCUUAACGGCACAACCUGUGAUAAUUGCGCUGAAACUUGCAUGAGCUGUGAGAGCAACACAGAAUGCUUGGCAUGCAUAGACCCUGCUCACAUGACGCUCGAAAGCAAUGGGACCUGCACUUGUCCUGCAAACUCAACUUUUAAAGGAAACACUUGUGUUUGCAACAAUGGUUAUUUCUGGCUCUCUUCUGAAUACGAGUGUGCGAAGUGCCAGCCUCCAUGUCAGCAAUGUAGUAAUGAAACAACUUGCCUAAGCUGUUUGGACCCAUAUAACAUGUAUUUAAAUAAUGGAGAAUGCUAUUGUAGAGAUCCACAUGCAGUUUUCGAUAUCCAUGAGAAUGUAUGUGUAUGCUCUAUUGGAUAUUUUAUGAGUAAUUCCCAGUGCUUUUCUUGUCCAGAUACAUGCUCAUCAUGUGAAAACAAUAAUAACUGCACAAGCUGCGUUAAUGAAAAUCAGAUGAGCUUGGUUAAUGGAUAUUGCACUUGCACUGAUCCAAGCAACUCUGUCUUUAAUCCAGAACUUAGCCAAUGUAUUUGUCCAGGAAGGACAUAUUUGAAUGGUACGAGCUGCAGCAUUUGCCAUGAUACUUGUUAUAGCUGCGAGAACAGUUCAGAGUGCUUGACUUGCAUAAACCCAGUUAUGACACUUGAAAACAAUGGGACUUGUAUUUGCCCAGCAAACUCAUAUUUUAUACAAGAUGGAUGCGAGUGCAAAAGCCAAUUCUACUGAAAUGGCGGUGAGUGUGAGGAAUGCUAUCAAACAUGCCUAGAGUGUGAGGAAUUUAAUUUUUGCUCGAGCUGCAUUGAUCAAAAUGGCAUGAUUUUAAAUAAUGGUCAAUGCAGUUGCAUAGAUCCUCACGCAUAUUUUGAUCCUCAAGAAAGCUUAUGCUUAUGCUCUGAGGGAUAUUUUAUGAUAGAUUAUGCAUGUUGGGCUUGCCCAGAGACUUGCUCUACAUGCGAUAACAAUACAAAUUGCGCAAGCUGCAUUGAUGAAAAUCAUAUGAUUUUGGUUAAUGGCACUUGCAGCUGCAGCGAUCCAAAUUCAACCUUCAUUUCAAGUCAAAGAAUGUGUGUCUGCAACCAAGGAUAUCAAUAUUGAAAUAAUGAAUGCAUAGAAUGUCCUGUGGAAUGCUCUUUAUGCUCUGAUAGUGAUGUUUGCAUUGAGUGUGCAAAUUCAGAGGAAAUGACCAUCAUAUCGUCAGUAUGUGUUUGUAACAAAAAUAAUACAGUUUAUAAUCCAUUGACAAACAGCUGUAUUUGCAGACAGCAAUAUUAUUAUGAUGGAGAUGAGUGUGUAGCUUGCCAGUCUCCUAUGUGUGAUGUAUGUGAAAACGAUAGAUGCUUGUCGUGUAUCGACCCUAUUAAUAUGACUUUGGAAUCUGGGAUUUGCUACUGUAGAGAUCAAAAUUCAUUUUUUAAUACUUCUUCUAGCUGUUGCCAGUGUUUAAGCAAUUAUUUAUCAAAUUUGCAGCGAAAUUUUAUUCAGGGGAUAAAGCUAUUUCAAACUUUUCUUUAAACAUAGCAGAUCUUGCAUAUUUGGUUAUUUGGUUAAUCGGUGAAUUCUAAUAAUUAGUUGUUCAAAAUCGUUCUUUAUAAGAUAAUAGGUAAAUUUAGCUGUUAAAUAAGAAUUCAUUUAAAAUAGCUCGCUCCCAGGAGGAUGCAUAAUUUUAAUUAUUAUUGAUGGGACUCAGAGAUAUAAAAUUUUCUUUUCAAUAUAAUUAUGCAAAAUUGGAAAGGAAAAUUAAUUUAAUUUAUAAAAUUUAUCCUUAAAACAUAAGCUGGAUAUUUAAUUAUAAUAACACAAUUAAAAAUGGAGUGCAUGAAUUAGGGUCACUGUCCCCUAAGGUCAUCCUAGUGAGGGAAGUUCAGACUUUCUGAAGGAUAUUAGCACUGGAACUGCUUCGGCAGUUCCCUGUGUACCUGAAUCACCUUCAGGUUAUCAAGAGAGACUCGUCAGGGCCAUAGACUACCGUAACGGUUCGACGGUUAGGCCGAUUCCACCUACCGUUGUUCAGAGCUGUUAGUCAGAGGAUGGAAUUCAUGGAAGGAUGAGCUUGUAUUUUUUAGAUCCUAAGCUAAGAGUGGGUCGACAAAGUGUUAUCGUAAACUUAAACUUAAACUUAAACUUAAAUUAUAAUAAAAAUAUUUUGCUCGGUUAUGAGUUUUUCUUAAAAAGAGCUAAAAUUUGUUUAUGUGUCUCUGCAUAGCCCAUCAUUAAUUUUUAUUGCCAGUUUUCUUGAAAAAAUUACAUUCGAAAAUGAAAAAAUCUCCGUUUGUGUUUUUAAGAGGGCCAAUCAGACUCAGACUAUACAAGCAUACGUCCGGACCAUAUGCUUUCUGGUCGGUAUUGCCCUAGGUUAUAGCGAUCUCUAUGGCUCAUAAGCUAUGAAAAACUUGAUAAUUGUUUUUUAUAAGUUGUUUUCAUUGAUAAAAAUAUAAGCGAGCAACUUUAAUCAAUUAUGAAGGGUGCUGAUUUUAAAUUUUACAGUAAAGUUUUAUUUCAAACAAGCAAAUUAAUUUUUUUAAUUUGAAUAAUUUGAUUUUAAUAGAAUUAGCUGGAGAUUUUUAUUAUUAAUUAUCUCUAGCAAAAAUCUUGUCCCUGACCAAAGGAGAAGUAAGGAUAAUAACUCCCCCCCAUCCUUGAUCGAACGAUUGAUUGUAAAAAUUCUAAAAUUUGGGGAAAUUUACCCCAUCCUUGAUCGAACGAUUUUCAUAUCAUGCAAAUUUUUAUAUAUAUAUAAAAAAUAUUAGUUAUCAAAAGUUUGGAAGAUGUGCCUAAUGAAGUUGUUUUCAGAGUUUUGAGACGACAGAAAGCUGCAAAAUCAACCAUCCGAAGUGAUUUAGUCAUCAACCUAGGCUUAAAAACUCAAUAAUCUAAUAAAAUAGAGAUUCUUUAAAAUUUUUAAAAAAAUUUAAUUUAAAUUAAAAUUUAUACAGUUUUAAAAGUAACUAAUAAAUCAAAAUAUUAAAAAUUGGUAUUUUUAUGAAAUUAAUUCAAUUUUUGCUGUAAAAAUAAUUAUUAAAUACUCUUAACACUCUUAUUUAAAAGUAAAUAACAAAAAUCUAUAUAUAUAUUUUUCAUUUUAUAUAUAAAAUGUUUUCCCAUAAAAAUUUUUUUUUUAAACCCCCAUCCUUGAUCGAACUAUGGUGAUUCGUUCGAUCAAGAGUAAGCAAAAAAUCAUGGAGCCAUCAUAUUUAAUUGGAAAUGCUUUGCAAUGCAUCCCAUUAUCAAGCCCAUGCAGAGAGUUUUCAGUGGAUGGCAUAUGCUUGAAGUGUGCUGAUAAUAGUAUGGAAUUAUAUGAAGGCCAAUGCUAUUGCUUAGAUCCUAAUACUUCAUAUAAUAAAAAUAAUCAAAACUGUACUUGCAAUUUCGGUUAUCAAUUAACAACCUAUAGUAAGCUUUGUCAGCCAUGCGAUAGCUAUUUAAAUGGAGGAAUAAUGGGUUGCAUUAAUUGCAAUAAUGGCCAAUGUUUAGAGUGCCAGAAAAAUAUGGUACUUUCUAAUGGUGACUGCAUUUGCAAAAUUGGAUUUGUAUUAGACAAUAUUUUAUACAUUUUUCGAUAAUGAUACAUUCUAGUCUAGAUUAGCUUAUUGUAAACCAUAAAAUAGCUUUGUAUAUAUUUCAAUGUUAGAUAUGUUCAAAAACACUUUACAGCCAGAAUUCAUUAUUAUUGAUAUUUUACUGCAUUAAAUAAUUUUGUUUGGUACGGAAUAUUAAGUUAAAAAAAAAAUAGGCAAAAUUCUGCUUUUUAGGUAAAUUAUCACCUUUAAUUGGAGCAAAGUUUUAAUUUUUUUCAUGGUGUGAAUUUAUAGGUGAAAAUACUAAAUUUUUAUAUAAUAACUUUGAAUUAAUUUUAAGAAAGAAGUGCUAUUAAGCUUCUUAUGAAUUUCUAAAGUUUAUUUUAUAUAAAUUAAUUUUCAUUUUUAAUAGGCAAAAUAGCAUGAAAAUCAAAAUUAACUUAUAGCGAUCUUUAAAUGCUUAAAAUAUUUCCUUUGAAUCUUCUAAAAGUGUAUAGGCACUUGUGUUUGUGCGCCAGGAUUUUGAAAUAGCACUGAAUGCCCUUCUUGUGACUGUUAUUCAUGUUUUGCAAAUGGAACUUGCUUGGAGCCUUGCGCUCAAGAUUCCUUUUGGAAUAAUGGAGUCUGUAGUUGUAAUAGCGGCUUUUAUCAGUGCGGUGAUAAUCAAUGCUGCAACUUGGAUAGAACGUGCAGUAUGUGAAAUUCAAAUAAUUGCGGUGGCUGCAAUGGAAAGAUGUAUCUAUCUACUGAUUUGGAAUGCAUAUGUGGAGGCGGCAGUAUUUAUAGUCCUGAACUAAAUGAUUGUGUAUGCCCUCAAGGCGAGUACUACCUUAAUACCGGGUUUUGCGAUACUUGCACGCGCUAUUGCAAUAACUGCACAAAUUCUGGGGAAUGCAUCUCAUGUCAAGCACCAUUUUUCCUUCAAAACGAAACUUGUACCUGCGAUCCUAACGCAAUUCAAUCAUGAAAUAACUGUAUAUGUAAGGAUGGGUAUUAUACAGGCUCAGAUUAUUCAUGCUUGCCGUGUCCUGAACAUUGCGCAACUUGCAUUUCAUCUACCAAAUGCACUUCCUGCAAUGGCGAUUUGUUGCUUGUUAAUAAUAAAUGCCUUUGCUCAGAUAUCAAUGCUGUAUAUAACAUUGAGGACGGUCAGUGCAAAUGUGCAGCUGGGUAUUAUGGUAAAAGCUCUAAAUGUGUUGCUUGCUUGGCGUCUUGCUAUAAUUGUUUGGAUGAUGGGACUACAUGCACUUCUUGUGCUGAUAAAAAGAAUAUGGUUUUAAUUGGAGGAGUAUGCAGUUGUGUUGACCCUAAUGCGGUGUUUAACUCAACUACAAUGAAGUGCGAGUGUCCAAAUGGAUAUUAUAACGGGAUUUGCAAUGGUUGUGGGUCAAGCUGUUCUCAAUGCUCUAAUAACAGAUGCUACAGUUGUUAUGACCCUGCUAAUAUGGUUUUGGUGGAAAACUCAUGCACUUGCAUAGACCCAAACUCAUAUUUUGUGGAAUGGGCAAAAAUUUGCUCCUGCAAUUCCGGGUUCUAUUAUAAUGGGCAGAUCUGCGCCCCAUUUCCAGGUCUUAUAUUUAACAAGCAGAUAAAAUAA
Messenger RNA from Blepharisma stoltei, 10985 nucleotides. The record is from the annotation of a GenBank genome assembly. NCBI's taxonomy places the organism in Eukaryota, Ciliophora, Heterotrichea, Heterotrichida, Blepharismidae.